GAUCGCGCAAUAAAAACAUAAGUUCACGUAAAUUAAAGUUAUUUUAGAUUACAUUUAUGUACAUAUAAGAAUUAAAGCCCUCUGUCGGUACUAGACCAAACUAUCCCAGAUCCACCAUGCAGAAACGAGACGUUAAUAAUAUACAUAAUGGCAAUGAUUAAAAAUCGUCUUUAUAAUACAGAGGAUGAUAUAGCUUUUGAGCCAAGAUUGACAAGAGCAAAGACCAAAGAGCUAGCAGCAGCCCAAGUUAAUAUACCAUGGCCAAUUACUCCAGUGAAGAAAACUUCAUCAGAAGUACAAGCAUUAAUCGAAGAAGAAUUACCAGAAGAUUCUUCUGAUGAAGAAUACAAUCCAGAACAAGAAUCACAUGAUCCUGAAGGAAUUUUUAAAAUCCCUGGAAUUCCUUAUGUGCCAACAGAAGAAGAAAGUAUUGGUCAAAGAACACGAUCCAAAGUUUGUUUAAGCGAAACACCUUUGGAACAGAUUGAACAAGCAUUUAUACCUCCAGAUAUAACCAUUGAUAUGUAUGAUUUGGAUUGUGAAAAAGAUGAAGAUUGGGAUAAUUUCUUAAAAGAAUUUACUCAACCACUCACUCAAGAACCUAUGGUGGAAGAUGAUUCGGAAGCAGAUCCAGAAUAUAAUAUUUUAGAAGACGAAGAAACAGAACUUUUGGAUAAAGAAGAAUUAAGAGCUGAUAAAGCUGUAAAUGUUACGCGCAAGGAAUUAAAUAAUUUGACUGCAGAAUUAUUUGAGUUUAUAGAUAUAUUUCCGAAAGAAGAUCAGGAGAUUUCAAAAACAAGAAGGUCUCCAGAAAAUAAAAAUGUUUCGGUUGAAAACAAUUUUAUGAAUUGUUCUGUAACAGAUUUAUUACCUACUUAUAAAGAACCAGAACUUCCUAAUUUAAUGAAUCCAAAUCAACGCGAGUUAUUGGCAGUUCAAUUUCGUCAACAUGUACAAUUAAUGGUACAACAUUUUGCUAUGACAUAUAUGCACCCAGAUCUGCAUUCUCAGUCAAAAACGUGCAAAGAAAAUCUAAAUAGUAUAAAGUACUUAAGUAAUGGCCCUAAUUCUGCAUUCAAUGUAGCAAAUUUACCGGAUGCUUUAAAAUUAGUAUCUGAUUGGGAAAAUAAAUUUUUGGAUAACAAAUUUUCUGAAGAUUUCAAAAAAGCUAUGGCAGAUGGGGAUGCAAUAAAAAGAAUAUAUCUUAAAAAUAGGUAUAAGUGUAUUCCUAAAUUUGAUCCAGAAUUAAAAAAGCUAUUUAUGGACAGUAAAGCCCUAAUGUAUCCACAACUUUUGCCUGAAAUACCAUUCAGAAGUGAAUUAAAUAAAUUUGUACGCCCUCCAUAUUUAAAAUCUGAAGAGAGUUUAAUUGCAUUGGGUUUGGAGCAGUUUCUCCCUUUUGUUGCCACUAAAUCAAAGAAAUUAAAAAGUAAGAAACUCCAACUAUUAGAUGCAGUGAAAUUAAUUAAUCAGUAUUUAGUGCCAUGCAGGGAACCUGAAGGAUUAUUAAAUCACAUUGGAAAACGCCGAUACACAAAGAAUGCAAAUCCAAUAAAACAUUACUUUGAGAAGGGUUGUGCUCCUAGAACAAUACAUUACAUAACAUUAGAAUGCGAUCUCAAAGCACCCAAAGAUCAAUCAAUAAAUCUAUUACCUGUAAUUUGGCAAACUUAUUGUAAUAAUACACAGCAGAAAAUUAAUAUCUUAAAGCAAAAACAUAUGGUUAAUUCGUAUAACGAUAUUAUGAAGAAAGAUUGCCUUACAAAUGGAAAUAGAAACCAUGUUUCUGUUUCCAAAGCUCACAUUUUGUGUACACAAAACCCACCUAUUAAUAUAUUACCAAAAAUAUUACCUGCAAAUACAAAGCAGAAGACAACAACUAAAAAUGCAUUGAAAGAUAAUUUGUGCACAAGUGGAAACAUUAAUUGUGAAAUUUCUAAAAAUGUAUCAGACAAUGAAGUAAAUAUUAAAAUACAUAAUACACAUGCAUUAAAUACAGAUUGUUCAUUGCAUCGUAACAGCUCUUUAAAAGUUAUAACUAUGCAAGAAGAAAAAGAGAAAAAAACAGAUGAUAGUGAAUUAAAAGAAGUUCGGAAUGAUGUACCUACAAAUUCAAUUACAUCAAAACAUCCAAAGUUUUCUAAAAAGUCUUCUGAAAUAGUACAAGAAUUACCUCAAUUACGAAAAACUACUCCUAGGUUAGCAAAAACAAGAAGUGCUCAAAAUAUGAAAUUAAUGGCCCAAGUUUUAGGACCAAAAGGUUUAUCAUCUAAUUGCAAUGCCUUAAAAUCCAGAGAAAAGAAUGAUAUAGAUAAAAAUAUAGAGAAAAUAUCUGAUUCGCCUAAACUUGAUAAUGAAGAUGAAAUUGCAGAGUUAAUGUUAGCUAGCACAACUAUUAAGAAAGAUUCUAUUAGUAGAAAGAAAGCUAAAGAAGCUAGAGAGUUAGAAAACAUUAAAAGACUUUUAGAAUCUGAAAAUCCAUUAAACGAAGAAGAAAGAGGUUCAAAGUUUGCAGCAUCAUAUCUUCAGAAAUUGCACUUGGCAUUAGAAUCUGACAAUCCAGCAACAUUACGAUCUGUGAUAAAAUUAUAUUUAGAUUAUUAUGACAAAUUAGAUAGCAUUAAUCAAAUGGAGAACGAAUUAUCAUUCUCGAGUCCAUCAAGAUCUUUGCACCAUGAACAAAUUAUGGAAAAAUCUGCGAUAGAUAAAGAUGCAAUAACUAUUACUUUAUAUCGAGAUGUAUGUGAAAAAUUACGAGAAUAUCCUGAGCUUUGUACAGACUUUUUGUUGUUUUUGAGGCCACAUCAAGCUGCAAUGAUGGAUAAAUCAGUGGAAUAUAUAAUGCUUCAAAAGAUGAGCGAAUUUGUUAAAGUAGCUCAAAUAUAUUUUGCUAAACAACCUUCUCGAAUAGCAAAAAUGAUGCAAGCUAUUACACAGCUUUCAUCCGAUCCACAGAUAACAUUAGAACAUGUUCAUGCAACUAUGAGUCCCAUAUUUAAGGGACAUCCUUUAGUUAUGGAUUUAUUUUUACAAAUAUUACCCACUGCUAAACCUCCAGAAAGUUUGUUUGCAUCACAUAUGUUUGAAAACUUAACAUGUCCAGUGGGACCAUAUGAUAAAAGUAAAAUUUAUACUGAAGAUGCACCUGAAUUAUAUGAAAAUAUAGAAUUGCCUGUAUUAUCAUUUCAAGAAGAUCCUUAUGGUGGAGAAAACUGCAAAUGCAGUUGUCAUAACGAUGAAGAAUCCACUUCUAAAAAUAUUUCUGAACAUUGUGUGUCUUGUGGCACAAGGUUCCUCAAUGGAAAAAUUUACCUUCAAACAUCUGAAGGUUUAAGACCUGCAAAAAUUAUUUUCCCUGGAGCUGAAGAAGAAAAGUUGGAAAAUAUUGCGCGUAUAUCUUUAAAAGCUACUGAUAAAUUUGCUUCAUCUAUUUCAUCUACACAACGAAGAAAGUCUUCAAAGAAUGAAUUUCAUACCGAUGAACAACAUCAGAAAUCUUUUAUAGCAAAAAAUUCACCUACCAAAGAAAACGAAGAAGGAGAAAAAUUAAUUAUAAAGUCUAAAAAAGCUAUAAAAUCGCCGUCAAAAUCUACAGAUCAGAAAAAAGAUUUUAAAAGACCCAGAAGUGAAAUAAAUCAUAUAAAUAGAAGUGCAAAAAAAAUACGCAUAUCUCAAUGUAAAAAUAAAAAAGAGAAACAAAUUGACAAGCAAGAAAUAAAAGUAGAAUACAUAGACUCAAAUGUUAGUGAUCAUAUGAAAUUAGGUGAAAAAGGAUGCUUAUUCAUUGAUUAUAAAAAUUCUAAAGAAACAGUAGCAAAAAAUACAUCGGAUGCGAAAAUAGGAACGUCAAAUGAUAGCAUAAGCAAGGUUGAUUUAUCCGAUGAGAUAAAAAAUUCUGUUGAUUUAAGUACCAAUGUAAAUACAAAGUCAUGGACACGGCAGGAAGAUAUGAUCUUAUUACAAGCUGUAAAAAAAGAAUAUUCUGAGAAUUCACUUAUCCUAGUCAGUAAAACAUUAGGAAAUCGUACAAUUGAUCAAGUUAGAGAAAGAUGCGAAAUCCUGCUCUCUUUGUUAAAGAAGAUGAUGUAAUUAUCUUUAGUUAAAAAGGAUAUAACGUUAUUACUCUUUAUUCCAAACUUUCACUGGAUUAUAGACUUGCUCCCAUCAGUGACAAAAAUCACUUUGCAUAACAAACUAUGCCAUAACAACGAAAUGUAAACCAAAUAUAUUAAUUAAAAUAUUCAACUGAGGAUAGCAGUACAUGGUAUAAAAUUAUAAGAUUAUUUGCAGCAUUGAAAGCUUUAAUUUUUUAAUUUCGUCAAAAAUUUUUUAGUGUAUUCAAAUUUUUGCAGGAGGAAAAAGACAACAAUGGAGUAUUACACUAAUACUAUUAUUACAAAGAAAACAUACUUCGCAUAUUUGUAUUUGAAUAUAGUGUUAAAACAUAGUUACAAGAAGAAUAGUAGUCAUAAGCUACUAAGUUAUAAAAUUAUAUAGAUUAUGUUAUACUUCUCUUAAUUUUAUAAAAUCUUAUAUAGAAAUAAAUGAAAUUAAUUUAUGAAAA
This is a messenger RNA of Bombus huntii, 4564 nucleotides long. RefSeq lists its product as uncharacterized. The transcript has 15 exons. Gene Ontology annotation, cellular component: nucleus. Lineage: Eukaryota; Metazoa; Arthropoda; Insecta; Hymenoptera; Apidae. The record is from RefSeq and is a predicted model, not a curated record. Gene Ontology annotation, biological process: regulation of DNA-templated transcription. The coding region runs from base 148 to 4089 and encodes 1313 amino acids. Gene Ontology annotation, molecular function: transcription coregulator activity.